AUGCAUGUCUCAAGACACCAUCGGAGCACAUCCGCUGACUCGGGCGUAAAUUUCAACGUCCCCCCACCAGUGUCUCACACGCAGCGGCAACCACAACCGCAGGUGCAAACCCGAACGCAGCCACCCGAGCGCCGCCGCGACGGGUGCACGGAAUGUCGCCGGAAGAAAGUCAGAUGUGACCUCGCGACACCGGUAUGCUCGCGAUGUACGCGGUAUCCCCGCGAAUGCAAAUAUGUUUCGAGGUUUGUUGCCAUGACCGGUGGGAAGAGUGAGGCGCGGCAGGCGGGACAGCAACGGCGCAAAAGUCCCGAGAUCUGUAGCCGGGUUGGGGCUGCGGCUCCGAGAGAGAUUGCAAGUCAGAGGGAGAAUAUCGAGGAAAGUACGAGUGUCACGCCGUCAACGUACAUGGCCCGUCUGCAGGCGAAAAUGUCCAUCCAGGCCAUCGUCUCCGAAACAACGACGGUCGUCUUCCCGCUCGCCUCGCAGACCUUCUUAGACCGACUACUCUCUUCUGCAAUGGAGACUCCGCAUCUCCUCUUUGCAAUCCUCGCCACUUCAGACAGCCACGCGCGCCGCCGCCUACCCAUCUCAAGCCUCGAAAACACAACACUAGACUACACCAACAAUGCCAUCUCGGGCCUCCGCGCCGCCCUCUCCAACGAGCGGAAUUCCCAUCGCGCAGUGGAAAUGGCCAUGACGGCCAUGGCGCUGUGCACGAAUGACGUGUGUAAUGGGAACAUUGACCUCUUCCGAGUUCAUCUGAGCGGUGUGCGCGGGAUGCUUGUUUCAGGAUUGGUAUCUGGACUGAACAAGGAUCCGUUUGCGAUGUAUCUGUUCAAGUGGUUUGCGGCGCUGGAUGUUUCGGCGGGGAUGUCGCUUUUCCAUCAGAGUACUUUGCUCCGUGGGGGGUUGUAUCGGUCGUAUCGCGCUGCACUGCCUUCUCUGGGGGAUGGGGUGGAUGAUAUCUGCGGCUACUCGCUGGAUUUGUUGCCUAUUCUCGCCGAGGUUGGAGAACUAGCGAGGGAGCGAUACACACGGCCGGACUGUCCUUGUCUGCUACAACGAGGCGAGGCCCUCGAAAGUCGGAUAGCUGCACUCCACACCACCAUCCCCAUCUCCACAAACCAGACCCUCUCCGAAAAACAACCCGAACUCCACACUGCCCACUCUGCAUUCAUCCACACAGCCCUGCUGCACCUCCGCAGACGCGUCUACCACCUCCCCAAAUCCGAUUCUCGAGUCCGAAGCGACGUCACCAACAUCCUCAACGCAAUCCGCUCGAUCCCCUCAACAUCCACCGCAAACAUCCUCCUCCUCUGGCCGAUCUUUAGCGCCGGAUGUGAGACGGAUGAGACUGCUGAGAGGGAUUUGGUCGACCGGCGGAUGGGGGUCAUGCAGGACAUGGGGAUGGGGAAUUUUACGCGGGCGAGGAGUGUCCUCAAUAGGUUUUGGGCGGCGAGGACCGAGGUGCGCUGGGAUGUUUGGUUGGCGGAGGAGGGGGUUGAUCUUGUGUUGUUUUGA
Molecule: messenger RNA, 1521 nt
Organism: Aspergillus calidoustus
Lineage: Eukaryota; Fungi; Ascomycota; Eurotiomycetes; Eurotiales; Aspergillaceae
Source: the annotation of a GenBank genome assembly